This is a messenger RNA of Eremothecium gossypii ATCC 10895, 624 nucleotides long. RefSeq names its product Rho family small GTPase. Gene Ontology annotation, molecular function: GTPase activity; GTP binding. The transcript has a single exon. Gene Ontology annotation, biological process: small GTPase-mediated signal transduction. Bases 1 to 624 code for a protein of 207 amino acids. The record is from RefSeq and is marked provisional. NCBI's taxonomy places the organism in Eukaryota, Fungi, Ascomycota, Saccharomycetes, Saccharomycetales, Saccharomycetaceae.
AUGUCUCAGCAAAUGCAUAACCCCAGUAUCAGGAGAAAAUUGGUGAUCGUCGGAGAUGGUGCAUGCGGGAAAACAUGUCUUUUGAUUGUGUUUGCCAAGGGAAAGUUCCCACAGGUGUAUGUUCCUACGGUUUUCGACAACUACGUUGCAGAUGUGGAGGUAGACGGCAGACGGGUGGAGCUUGCGCUUUGGGAUACGGCUGGGCAGGAGGAUUACGACAGGCUACGGCCGUUAUCGUACCCAGACUCCAAUGUUGUGUUGAUCUGCUACUCGAUUGACCUACCAGACUCGUUGGAGAACGUGAUGGAGAAGUGGAUCAGCGAGGUGCUAUACUUCUGCCAGGGUGUUCCGAUCAUCUUGGUGGGGUGCAAGGCUGACUUGCGGAACGAUCCGCAAGUGAUCGAGCAGUUGAGACAGCAGGGACAGCAGCCUGUCUCGCAGGCUCAGGCGCAGGAGGUAGCGGACCAGAUCGGCGCGGUAGAGUACAUUGAGUGCUCUGCAAAGACCGGCUUUGGUGUGCGCGAGGUGUUUGAGGCGGCCACGCGUGCUUCCUUGAUGGGGAAACAAGGCAAGUCUAAGGCGAAGUCUGACAAGAAGAAGAAGAAAAAGUGUGUGGUCUUGUAG